Molecule: messenger RNA, 4806 nt
Organism: Dissoconium aciculare CBS 342.82
Lineage: Eukaryota; Fungi; Ascomycota; Dothideomycetes; Mycosphaerellales; Dissoconiaceae
Exons: 2
Coding region: 1-4806 (1601 amino acids)
Source: RefSeq, a predicted model, not a curated record
AUGCAGCAGCACAACGACACCGUCAUUUCGCCCGCUCCUCAGGUCUCGCUCAAGUCGCCUUUACCGGAAGUGAAUCAAACAAUCUCGACCUCGACUAAGGUCACCUCCGCCGUACAUCAUGAGCGAAUCCCUUCGGUCGUCAGGAUCGCCCCAAAGAAGGAGGUGGACGAGGAUGAGGAAGACAAGGUCGACAUCAAGCCUGUCAUGACCGAGAAGACUGCAGUUUAUGAGGAUGAAAAAUCAUACAUGACUAAAGAUGACCGAUUAUCUCUAGCAGAUAGCAAACACGUCUCAUAUACAGCGGACGAACCUCUUCGAGACGAUUCAGAGCUGGAGGAAGAAGACGACGACGACGAAGAGGAAUUGGAAGAGGAGGAGGAGGACGGAGAAGAAGAGAGUGAAGAGGACGAAGAGGAGGAGACAACAAAGAAGACCAAUGACGAGAUUAACGAAAAGGUCGAGGCCCCGAGGAUCGAGAAGCACAGCGAGGUUGAAUCCGACAAUGAAAUUGACGCGGAGCCAGAAGCUAGCGAGAUCAAAACCGAAGGCGGUGCAGAGGAAGCGUUGUCAGAACUCGAUGAAGAGGAAGUAAGAGCCGUUACAGCAGUGGCAUCAUCGCAGAUGUCAGAUCACACGUCUCUGCACGAGUUGCCUGCUGUCCACAACGAUGUCGCGUACGGGAUUGCCACAUCGCCUCGCUCAUCGAUCGCCAGUGACAGGAGAUCAAUCGUCUCCGAAUUGACAGAGUCCGAACUCGGCGAUUCCGCCGAUGAAGAUGAUACUGCCUUCACCUCAAGGGAAAUAUCCAUCCGGUCAUGUACACCGAAUUCGGACAAUCUGGCUACUCCCACACCUACAUCCGAAGCACCAUCUCUCUACAUCCAAGCUCAUCGUGGACACGACGAUCGAUAUCUCUCUGACAGGAUAACAGACGACGAUCCCUGCGCGAGACCUGUGUCUCCUCUAAAUGCCGAGGAGCUUCACCACCUAUCACUGGAUAGUAUGACAUCCAUCACGCUGUCCGAUUCCAGCUUUGAUGACGAUCAUCGUCUUGCCGCUCAACCAAACGAAGAUGUGCUGGCCACUCCUCGUGUUCAAGGCAUUGGUCAUCGCCGCAAGCCGAGCAGCCUGGAUAUUCUCCAAAAUACCUGGUCCCAACCUCGUCGGCAAAGCACCUUUUUCGACAAUGAUAAAGACGUGGCCCUGAACGGGUCCAUGUCGGCUGUUGACGCCGAACGCGGCGCUUGGCUCAGAAACAGCGUGGAUGGCCGCUCUUCGCCGCUUCUUGUGAAUGUUGAUACAAUGAGCAAUGCUCACCACCAGCCACCACAGGAAGUUAUCGAUGACAUUGCAGAAUUUGGCGAGCUCGUCUCUGCCCGACCUGGAUCUACUAUCAGCCCAUCCUCUUCCGUUUCUUCAGGUGGUGGCCCCUCUGGUGGUGUCAACUGGCUAGCCCUGGACGCCUCAGAAUCGCAAGAGAAGACCGACCGCGACCUCCCGGACGGAGCAGAGGACGACGCUGCAGCUUUUCUCCUUGCCCGCCUCGAACAGGAAAAUGCCAAAUUCACGGCUGAUCCUAAGUCUGCUGUCCACCAGGCUGUUGCUCGGGCUCGUGCUAACAGCAUGCGCCCCAGUGUCAGCCAACUCAAACGCCUCGUCUCUCAGCAAACGGGAACAACUCCAUCAAUCCGGUAUAGCCAUGCUAGCACGGCCGACGCCCGCUCCAUACUCGAAGGCUCGGUCGCGGGAGAGCACCAGAUAACGCAGCCUCCGGCCAUGACUGAGCUCGAGUUCUGGGCUGCGCUCGUACAGGAUUAUCCAUCCACUGCGGUGCGCCUGCCUACCUUGACCACGACGAAAAUCCGAAGCGGUGUCCCUCCCCCUUUGCGUGGUGUGGUCUGGACUUCCAUCUCUGGAGCACGAGACACCCACCUCGAGGCUGCCUAUGAGAAACUCUUGGGUGAGCGAAGUCCUUAUGAAGGCAUCAUUAACAAAGAUGUCGGUCGUAGCUUCCCAGGUGUUGAGUUGUUCCGUGAUGCCGAGGGCGAAGGGCAAAAGAUGCUGGGUCGCGUGUUGAAAUGCUUCUCUCUCCAGGACGAAGAGAUUGGGUACUGUCAAGGACUGGGUUUCCUGGUGGGACCGCUCUUGAUGAAUAUGGGGGAGAGGGAGGCAUUUUGUGUUCUGGUCCGAUUGAUGGAUCACUACUCACUGCGCCCUUCAUUUCUUCCAUCACUUGCAGGACUGCACAUGCGCAUCUUCCAGUUCUCGUCUCUCCUCAAACAACACAACUUCCAGCUGUUCCAACAUCUGACCGAACUCGGUGUCGAGCCCGCAUAUCUUUCUCAAUGGUUCCUGUCCUGCUUUGCAGUCACUUGUCCACUACCCAUGCUCUUCCGCAUUUACGACGUCAUUUUCGCCGAAGGCGCUAACGAAACGGUCAUGCGUGUCGCCCUCGCACUCAUGCGACGUCAUGAAGAGCGCAUGCUCGCUUGCCACGAAUUUGAAGAGAUUAUGCAGCUUCUCCUCGGCCGCGAGAUUUGGGACUGCUAUGGUGGCGACGCGGAUGUGCUGGUGGACGACUUUACAUCGCUCGGCGAAAUUGUUACCUUUGCUCGCCUUGCAGAGCUGGAGCGUGAUUUCGAGACAAAGUCUCCAGGAGCAGUAGGGACUAGUGCAGGUUUCUUGCCAGAUGUUCAAGCAGCAGCCUCGCGUUUCCUCGGACGCCUGUGGGCCCCUGGUGCUCCAUCUACGGCAAGCAAGACGAAUGCCACUUCGAUCAAAUCUGCUAAUAAUCCUCUCUCGCCACAGUCGGCGGAGAAGGAGUCCAGGCCUACCGGUCUGUUCGGCCGACAAAGCAGCUUCCUACGCCGGACGCCUAGCAAGCAAAGUAUGAGCGCUGGAACGGAAGUCAGCCCUAGUGAUGACAGCGCCUCUUCGAGUGGUGGUCGUUCUAUGUCGACAGCCCCUACGGAAGCAGACGGCUCGUACAUCGAUGCCAAUGGUAUCCUUCGCGAAAGCAGCAUGGCGGACAAUAUGAGUCUCAAAUCGAAACCCGAGUCUGUAAUGCCCAGCACACCAGGUCAUCACACCCGGGAGGAGCAGGAGCUACACGGUCAGAUCGAGGACCUCUUGACCGCUCUUAGUGAGAUGCAACGGGAGCAUGCCCAACUCGCGGCCAUGCUCCAGCGUGAGCGUGAGGACCGCAAUGAGGAUCACACAAUUAUGCGUCAGGUUGUGACAAAGCUACGCAAGGACAGCUUUGGAGGCAAUGGUCGCGACGCUUCCCAAGAUGAUCGUCGACGCACCUUGCCGCCCCCAGCGCGUGGUAUGCAUCUUCAAAUUGACACACAACAGCACCAGCAAGCUAAAAUGCGUCCGCUGAGCGUGGGUGGCCAGCCUGCAUCUGACUCCGCUAUCAAACUUGUUGACCGUGGAUUGACUCCGCCAGAGGAAGAGCCCAAUGCCCAAGACGAAGAUGAAACGGCGACUCUUGUAGAAGCCCUUUCCACACGCUUGACCACUCGUCUGCGCUUUUCAACCAACCUGGAGACCAAGGCGCAGCUCCGAAGCACCCUCGCAAGGACCCGUGAGCAACUCGCGUCAGCUGAAAUGCAAUCACGCGAUCUCGCUGCGCGUUUGCAAUCUACCGAGGCUGCACUCGAUGCCUUUCACGCUGACUCCGAAGACCUUCGCUCUGAAGUAAAGGAGUUGCGAACCCGCGUCAACGAUGACUUCCGUGCUCGCCAGCGUCUGGAACAUCAACUCGGCGAGGCCAAAGCAUUGGCCCGCCGAAGAGAAAGACGCGGGGUUGCUGGAGAGAGCCUUCUGUUGUCAUCAUCCGCUGGCAGUGCCGAUCCAUCAUGCUUUUCGCCUCCGCGACUGCGCAGAAUGGAGACGAGCCCUGAUGGCAACUGGUCGUCGGCCCGCAACGGCAGUGUCGCGAGCUUACCUGCGGUAUCGAUCGUGUCUCCCACAGGAGCAACGAGCAACCACGGAGGCCUUCGAGAGCUGAAACUCGUCCGCCGAGGAUCUGCUUCAAUGAUCCCUGCCGCGAAACCGCCUUCGCGCAGCAACACUGCCAGCCUGCUCAGCAACAUCCUCUCUCCCCUGACCACCGCGGUAAACGGCGAAGACAGCAACAAGUCGUCUCCCGUCACCAGUCCCUCCGCCCACAGCCUUCCUCCUCUACCGACCAUCUCAACAACGUCCCCCAUCACACCCACCUCCGGCACACAGCCCCAACCAUUCUCCUUCAACCAAUCCGCCGCCCCGCUCGUACCCUCACCUCGCCCACACGCCACACCCGCCGGAUUCUCCCGUCGAACCUCGUCCCUCGCCGCCCGCGAUCUCCUAGCUGUGACCACCGGUCCGCAAGGGACUCCGCUCACACCCCCGCCCGCCGAAGAAGACGCCUCCCUCCUCCUCGAACUAGUCAAUGCGAAAACCUCCGAGGCUCAAGCACGCCAGGAAGUCGACGAGCUGAAACGUGCCCUCGCCGUCGGAAGGCGUAAACAGGAACAGGAACUCCGUGCUUUACGCGCUGAGAUUGAAGUGCUGAAUCGCAGCGCUGCUACUGCCACAAAGGGUCGCUCUGGGGAAGAGCUCGUUGCGCGAACGGCCAGUCUCACGUCGAACUCCGCGGACGGUCUCGGCGAGGAUGGUACUGCGACGUCUUCGUCUUCUACCGCGGUUGGAGGAGAGGAUGGCGCGACCACGGGUACGCCCCCUGCCGCUGCACCGACUACUGGAGGGUGGUUUUGGAACCGGAGGACGCCGAGUACGACUACGGCUGCAGUUGCGAAAUGA